Molecule: messenger RNA, 2366 nt
Organism: Bolinopsis microptera
Lineage: Eukaryota; Metazoa; Ctenophora; Tentaculata; Lobata; Bolinopsidae
Product: fibronectin type 3 and ankyrin repeat domains protein 1-like
Exons: 13
Coding region: 262-1650 (462 amino acids)
Biological process (GO): regulation of apoptotic process
Cellular component (GO): nucleus
Molecular function (GO): protein binding
Source: RefSeq, a predicted model, not a curated record
AUGUAAGCUACUUGAGCAGCAUAUUUGCCAUUGUACACAUGUAAUCAUGCAUCUUAAUCUCUGCAAAUAAAGACAUUUAAUACAACGGAUCGAGCUCCUGUAAUUUCAUAAUGAUAUUUACGCAUACACAAAUAUCUAAGCUUGCUAGUAUUUCGAUCUGCAGUGCGAUUUGUUUUACACGUUAAUUGAACGCUGAUAGAGACCAAACUGUGUGUUUUUAUGAUGGUUUGAUCAUCUUUGGUUGGAUUUUGUCUUUUGUAAAUGAGUAGAUACACAAAUACCAGGCGAUGGGGCAAGGUUGUCAGAGUUACUGAUGUUAACAGAAUUUUCUGGGAUGCCAGUAGGAACGUGAAGGAGCGGAAGGCGAGGUUUAAUGACGAAGAAUUGAAGAGACUGCAGAUAAAAUCGGCUCCAGACCCGGACAGGGGGGACUCUUCCCUCAUCAGCCCUCUCACAGGAGGUCUAGACCUAGGGACACCAUGCAGCGACCUCAACAGUGAAUCUAUCUUCACUCCCGCGGACAUGAUGCUGAUGUCUGAUGAGGAGGACAUGCUGGAUCUGGGUGACGAGGACGAUGAUAACGAUGAUCUCACUCUUCUUAAAACACCAAUAUGGAGACAGUUAUCAAGUGUUUACGAAGACGCGGACGUACGGAAGAUGGAGAUAGCGGAGGAGGAACUGUUUUACAGAAGAACAAGUGCGUCCUCUGUGGAGAUGAGGUGGAAACACGUUUGGGCGAAAUACAGUGGUCGAUACACUCUACAGGAGCAGUGUGACGAUUCAUGGACUGAUAUCUACAAGGGAAACUUGUGCAGGUGGGAGAUUGUAGGGAUGGAACAGGAAAAAAGACACAAGUUCCGAGUAAUAAACGACGGGGACAAGAUAGUCACUAACAUCAUAGAGAUAAUCCUACACAAGCAGUCUUCUGUGGCUGAGAUCCUAGGGCGGGCUAUAGCCUCAAACGACUACGCAAAGAUCGCUCUUAUUUGUCAAAGUCGGCCGCAGCCUAAUAUCAACGUACCAGAUGCGAGUGGGAUGUCUCCGCUGAUGCGGGCGUGUGCCAUGCUGCGCAAGGACAUCGUCAAGACACUCCUGGAGUGUGGAGCUGAUGUGAACUUUGGUAACAGUGCUAACAGAACCAGUGCCAUGUUGGCUUGCCUCGGUGGCAACCUAGAGGUAAUAGAGACGUUGGUGGAACACAAAGCCAACCUGAGACUGCGAGACAGGUCUGGUGCAACGUGUUUACAUUACGCUAUUGAUAGUGGGAAUGAGGAGGUGGUGCAGUAUCUACUGAAACAGCGAGUAGACGUGGACGCGCAAGACAACCAGGGAUGGACACCUCUAAUGUGCCUGGCUGCUAACCGGGGUACCAUAGACAUCGCCAAAACUCUCAUCAAGGCGGGAAGCGAUGUGAACUACAGUGAUAACAUUGGUAAAACAGUGUUAAUGUCAGCCAGUCUGGCGGGCAACAGAGAGAUGUGUGAACUGCUAGUAGCUAAUGGGGCUGUACACAGCGCUUAUACCAGAUUCGGUAAAAGUGCCUACGAAAUGGCAGUAGCGUUUGACAGAAAAGAAGUCGUUGAAUUCUUCCAGAAACUGAAGAAAAGGAGAAACUCAGUGAGUCUUGGGGUCAGUGGUAUCACCUUCUAGAGAUUUAGAUCCUGUGAUUAUAGUGUGGCAAGAGCGACAGGGCAUACCUCAAUUAGGAGUUGUUAUAUUUGAGUCGACAGGACGGAGACAAUUUGAAGAAAGAGAACGAAUUGAUAAGGGCUUACUGGCGGCUUCCAGGUGAUUGAUGGAGGCACCCAGGUGAUUGCUGAGCCCAAUCGCAACGAAUAUUGUGAAACUUUUACCGACGUCUACGAUAUUGAUACCAGACUAUUUGUUACUUUUGUAUGGGGAAAGGAGCAUGAAGCCCAAGCUCGGAUCCCCAGAUCUGAAAGGUAAUAGGGUCCGACCUCUUUAACAUAAACCUGAACCUACCAGAUUGUUUAUAACUUAACUUUUAGAACCAUACUUCUCAUUUUACCCCUUACUACUACGAGUGUCUAAAUCAACAUUAACACAUAGAUAUAGCUUACAUUUUCUCUGGACCAUCAUUCACUUUGCAGAGACUUUCUCUGCUGUUCUCGAACAUUUUCUAAUUGAAAAGAGUUGUUAUAGCAUGAUUAGGAGUUUUUAACACUGCUUGCAAUUUAAUGUUAAAUUAUAUUGUUCAAUUUCAUUGGAGCAAUUGUGCCGAAGAUUAUUAUGAUUAUCUUACUUGCAAUUUGCAGUAAUUUUAAAACAUCAAAAGACAUUUAUUGUAAGGAAAUGUGGUAAAAUGAUAUUAAGUGUAUCUGGAUAAAUUUUAUUUCAAAAUUUGA